AUGCUGGGGCUAUGUAAGGGCCGGAGAGAAGUUCUACCAGCCAUGUCCUACAUAAGGCUCUCAAAUCCAUUAGCAUACGCAAAGAAAACCUUCAACAGCGAUGGGACAUGGUUCCGUCAUCCAGACACAAACAGAAUUUGGACAAACUAUACCAUGUGUUACGACCAAGCUCUUGUAGACCAACACAAGCAGGUGUUGUACAUGUACUUCUACGGCUUCAGUAUCUCCAUCGUAUUGCUUAUUAUCUCCCUUAUCAUAUUAUCAAUGUUCAGACAAUUAAAAUGUGUCCGUGUGAGCCUGCAUAAGCACCUGUUUGUCUCGUAUGUGCUGACUGGGGCACUGUGGAUGCUCUUGUACACUUGUGAGAGUCAUAUAUGGUGCCAAGUGUUACACGAGCUAACGCACUACUUCACAGUGUGUAACUAUUCCUGGAUGUUCUGUGAGGGAUUCUAUCUACACGCACUGAUGGUCAUCGCUUUUACAAAAGACAAAAAGCUGCUGCUUAUAUGUUACCUAAUAGGCUGGGCGUUUCCUUUAUUACCCACCAUUAUUUACACCAUAUUGAGAGCGCUAAAUGAAGAGGAUAGGGACAGGUGCUGGACAGGUGACACGAAUCUCCACUGGAUUUUGGCUGGUCCAAUUAACAUUUCCCUUGUUGUAAUAUACAUACUUUCCAUCAAUAUAAUGCGCAUCCUGUUGUCAAAGCUACGCUCUGUAAACAAUAAUGAAACCAUGCAGACUAGACGCGCAGUACGGGCCACUCUCAUUCUGAUCCCCCUACUUGGACUGCAGUAUAUCGCCUUUCCCUUUAAACCACCUCCGGGAGCGGACGGCGAAUACGUCUACUCCAUGAUAUCAGCCUUCUUGGUGUCAUUCCAGGGUGUGUUUGUGGCCCUUGUGUUCUGUUUCUUCAACGGCGAGGUGAUACAAUGCUUCAAGAAACAGUACAAUCGCUACAAACUCCAAUCGGUCGGGCGUCGUCGGACCUUCUCCGGUGGUUCAGCCAGCAAGUUUGCGGAGCGUGAAUCAAUGGUGCGCACGAAGGAAAUGGCUUUAUCAACCUGUGACGACAAUCCUAAAGCGCCGUCUACAGGAAUUUGCAUACACGCACCAAAGAGGUUCAAGGAAGGCCGAAAGACGGUGGAAAAGUACGACCUUGAUAUUCACAUUGCCCGAUAUGUCAAACGGGAAAGGCGUCCACAAGCGUACUGUGUGCUCUCCGAUGCCCUGUAA
Molecule: messenger RNA, 1233 nt
Organism: Mya arenaria
Lineage: Eukaryota; Metazoa; Mollusca; Bivalvia; Myida; Myidae
Product: calcitonin gene-related peptide type 1 receptor-like
Exons: 13
Coding region: 1-1233 (410 amino acids)
Biological process (GO): cell surface receptor signaling pathway; adenylate cyclase-modulating G protein-coupled receptor signaling pathway
Cellular component (GO): plasma membrane
Molecular function (GO): calcitonin receptor activity
Source: RefSeq, a predicted model, not a curated record